GUCGUUUGAAUUCAGACGAGUUGAGAUUUGAAAAAAUUCACUCAUUUCGAACCAAACAGAAAUUAUUUGAAUAUUUUGGAAUUUAAUUUUGAUUAAUCGAGUUUAUUGAUUGAAACAAAAUUCAAAAUGCCGUGUCUAACUGUGAAAAAUUGUUGUGGUUACAUCGAUUUAGAGACUUCCGGCAUUAUGAUGGGUGUAUUGGAUGUAUUUUUUCGGAUCUAUUUUACAUACACGAUUCUCAAUACAGAUCAAAGAGAUAUUUUCUUCCAACUCAGAGGAACGAGAGAAAAAACCUAUGUAACUGUACCACCGGAGUUUUUGGCGUUUUUGAACUGUAUUUGCAUAGUCCUUUCCAUCACAUUCCUUUUGGGUAUACUUGCUGGAAGACCAAAAUUUAUGAUACCAGGAAUCAUCCAAUCGUUCUUCUCGAUUAUUGUGGCGAUACUUUUCAGCAUCAACGCGUCUUUUUAUUUAUUUUCAUAUACAAAUGGACCAAAAAUCAUUACUUUUAUUCUAUAUCUUUGUGUAACAGCCUUCUUUUUCUACUUGUUGAUCAUACAAUACUCUCUCUACAAAAGUAUGAAGGCCAUGCUAAAGGGUCAGGCGAAGAGCAACACGCACGCUGUUUAAUUACAAAACCUAUCAGCGAUGAAAUGAUAUUGUUUUGAAAAUACGUUUUAUUUAGAUUACAAAAAAACGAAAUAUUUAUGUGUUCUUUCGAAAUGUUCAUGUGUUCUUUAUAUAACUACAUUUACAUACUAUUUACAUUUUUUUCUUCCGAACUUUAUUUUUACAUAAAAAUAAAGAGUCUUACGGGAGUAAGACGAACUUUUCC
Messenger RNA from Contarinia nasturtii (swede midge), 835 nucleotides. RefSeq lists its product as uncharacterized. Lineage: Eukaryota; Metazoa; Arthropoda; Insecta; Diptera; Cecidomyiidae. The record is from RefSeq and is a predicted model, not a curated record. The transcript has 5 exons. The coding region runs from base 127 to 630 and encodes 167 amino acids.